Molecule: messenger RNA, 3636 nt
Organism: Ziziphus jujuba (common jujube)
Lineage: Eukaryota; Viridiplantae; Streptophyta; Magnoliopsida; Rosales; Rhamnaceae
Product: endo-1,4-beta-xylanase 1
Exons: 10
Coding region: 516-3368 (950 amino acids)
Biological process (GO): carbohydrate metabolic process
Molecular function (GO): hydrolase activity, hydrolyzing O-glycosyl compounds
Source: RefSeq, a predicted model, not a curated record
GUCUUCGUUCGCAUAAUUUGUCGCCGCCAACAGAAGAUUGUGUUUCUUUCUAUCCAUUUAUGGGUCUCAGUAUCUUCUCAGACACGGUGUUGGGAAGAAAUGGACGGGCGAUGUCCGCGUUGGGUUGGACUUGGAACUUAUUGGGUCGUAAAAUUAGAAUGUCUUGAUGAACAAAUACAUGGUGCUUAUUAUGUCUUUAUCACCAAAUUGCCCCGAGCCUGGAUUUGGCAGUUUUGCCGGGACCGAUCAAAGUGUCCGAAUGGAGAGACGUCUCAAAGGGCAUUGUUAUAGGCAUAUUUUUGGAAAUCUAUAUGGCUGGGCUUGAUGGAGAACACCAACCCAACACUCAAGCUGAGUCUAUUGGGUUGUAUGAGUUUAACCCAGACAAAAGACAAAUGGGACUUAAAAGCUAAUGGUCUACACAGAAGAGGUUGCAGUUUGAUUGGUUGGUUGGUUGGCCCCGCGCCUUUCGUGUACUUCACUCGUAAAUUUUUUGAAUACGGCAAAGGGUAUAAAUGAGGACACACUCUGCUUGCUGCUUCACAGGCAAAAUCUCCAGGACCCAUAAUAGGAAGCACAAGCAUCCCCAGACAUCCGGAGAGACAAUGGAGAACCUACUGAUUAACGAUGCCAUUGCUACCGACAAUUUGGAGGCACAGAGUGAAAACCAGAAUAUGAUCAAUCCCAGUAGUGGCCGUACGACAAAUGUCAUACUGAACCAUGAUUUCUCUGGAGGACUGCAAUCUUGGCAUGCCAACUGCUGUGAUGGCUUUGUUGUUUUAGCUGAUUCAGCUAAUUCAAGAGGGGAAGCAAACCUGGCUGGAAAUUAUGCCGUUGUUACAAACCGUAAGGAAUGCUGGCAAGGGUUGGAACAAGACAUUACCAGCAGAAUUUCCCUUAAUUCCACUUAUAUGGUUUCUGCUCAUGUUGGAGUUUCGGGGGCCAUUCAGGGGUCUGCUGAUGUCCUGGCAACUUUAAAACUAGAAUAUCAGAAUUCAGCGACUAGCUAUUUAUUUGUUGGAAAAACCUCUGUGUCAAAGGAGAGCUGGGAAAAGGUGGAAGGAACAUUCUCAUUGUCAACAAUGCCUCAGCGAGUUGUAUUUUAUCUGGAAGGGCCUUCUCCAGGAGUUGACCUACUCAUACAAUCAGUAGUUGUAUCCUGUUUGAGUAACAAAGAAUCUGAGAGUGGAAGCAAAGCAUGUGCCACUGCUGAAGAUGACAAUAUAAUCCUAAACCCUCGAUUUGAGGAUGGCUUGAAUAAUUGGUCUGGAAGAGGCUGCAAGGUUGUCCUGCAUGACUCUAUGGGAGAUGGGAAGAUUGUCCCACUGACUGGAAAGGUUUUUGCAGCUGCUACAGAACGUACACAGAGUUGGAAUGGAAUUCAGCAGGAAAUCACUGGAAGAGUACAGCGAAAGCUUGCUUAUGAGGUUACUGCUGUUGUUCGUAUAUUUGGUAACAAUGUUACUAGUUCAGAUGUACGUGCCACCUUAUGGGUCCAGAGAGCAGACCAGCGUGAACAGUAUAUUGGCAUCGCCAAUGUUCAGGCAACAGACAAGAAUUGGACACAAUUGCAGGGGAAGUUUCUAUUAAAUGGUUCCCCGGCCAAAGUAGUCAUUUAUUUCGAAGGUCCACCUGCAGGAACUGAUAUUCUUCUGAACAGCUUAGUGGUCAAACAUGCAGAGAAAAUCCCCCCUUCACCUCCCCCAGUUAUUGAGAACCCAGCUUUUGGAGUUAAUAUAAUUGAGAACAGCAAUCUUAGCAAUGGCACAAAUGGGUGGUUUGGCCUUGGCAAUUGCACCUUGAGCGUUGGAACUGGUUCACCACAUAUCCUUCCUCCAAUGGCUAGAGAUUCCCUGGGACCUCAUGAGCCUCUCAGUGGUCGUUACAUCCUUGUGACCAAUCGCACUCAGACCUGGAUGGGUCCUGCUCAGAUGAUCACUGAUAAACUCAAACUCUUUUUGACAUAUCAAGUAUCUGCUUGGGUUCGAAUUGGUUCUGGUGCAACUGGUCCCCAAAAUGUGAAUGUUGCCCUUAGUGUGGACAACCAAUGGGUCAACGGAGGACAAGUUGAGCUUAAUAAUGAUACAUGGCAUGAAAUUGGUGGUUCCUUUAGAAUUGAGAAGCAACCAGCCAAGGUUAUGGUUUAUGUACAAGGUCCUGCAGCAGGUAUCAACUUGAUGCUUGCUGGACUUCAGAUUUUCCCAGUUGAUCGACAGGCAAGGUUUAGAUAUUUGAGAAAGCAAACUGAUAUGAUCAGAAAGCGUGAUGUUGUCCUGAAAUUUUCAGGACUGGAUUCAACCAGUUUCCUUGGCACCCUUGUGAAAGUCAGACAAAUAAAGAACAGUUUCCCCUUUGGAUCUUGUAUGAACAGAACAAAUAUUGACAAUGAAGAUUUUGUUGAGUUCUUUGUGAAAAAUUUCAACUGGGCUGUGUUUGGAAACGAGUUAAAGUGGUAUUGGACUGAAGCUCAGAAAGGGAACUUAAACUAUAAGGAUGCUGAUGAGAUGUUGGACUUGUGUAAGAGCCAUAACAUAGAAGCCCGAGGUCAUUGUAUUUUCUGGGAAGUGGAGGGCGCAGUCCAGCAAUGGGUCCGUUCGUUGAGCAAAACUGACUUGGCAACAGCUGUCCAAAAUCGCCUAACAGGUCUGCUCACACGCUAUAAGGGGAAGUUCAGGCACUACGAUGUCAACAAUGAGAUGCUGCAUGGCUCAUUCUACCAAGACAGGUUGGGUAAGGACAUCCGUGCAAACAUGUUCAAGAUUGCUAACCAACUAGAUCCUUCUGCCAUAUUAUUUGUGAAUGAUUAUCAUGUUGAGGAUGGAUGUGACACCAGAUCAUCUCCAGAGAAGUACAUUCAACAUAUUCUUGAUUUACAAGAGCAAGGCGCCCCUGUGGGAGGGAUUGGAAUUCAAGGUCAUAUAGACAGUCCAGUUGGGCCAAUUGUUUCUUCUGCUCUUGAUAAACUGGGUGUUCUUGGACUUCCAAUCUGGUUUACGGAGCUGGAUGUCUCUUCCAUUAAUGAAUAUAUUAGAGCAGAAGACUUGGAAGUCAUGCUUCGAGAAGCAUUUGCUCACCCUGCAGUUGAUGGUGUGAUGCUAUGGGGAUUCUGGGAGUUGUUUAUGAGCCGUGAAAAUUCGCAUUUGGUGAAUGCAGAAGGAGAUGUAAAUGAAGCUGGCCAAAAAUACCUGGAUCUUAAACGAGAGUGGCUGUUUCAUACUCACGGCCAUGUGGAUGAGGAUGGAGAGUUCACGUUUAGAGGUUUCCAUGGAACUUAUUACUUGGACAUUCUUACUGCCUCCAAGAAAGUUACAAAGACAUUUGUGGUUGACAAGGGUGACACCCCUUUGGUGGUGCCUAUUGAUCUAUAAGUCACUGCUGCUUCGUUUAUUAAAACGGUAAAUAAAUCAUUCAUGAUAUACACCUUGUCAAAACUUGUGUCAAACGUGGAAGAAAACUACAUGUGUGAAUGGGAUUCGUGGAGUUACAUUCUUGUCAUGAUUCUAUGGCGGGAAAAAAUAAUAAAAUAAUAAAAAAAUAAAUUAAAAAAAGAAGAAGAAGAAAGGUAUUAGUAUUAUUUGGUUCUGCUUGUAAGUUUUCAUUAAAAGGAAUAAAGAUGUAUUGUGCGUGACUGAUGUA